AUGAACAAGAACUUAAUUUUUCUAAUCUUCAACGGCAUCCUCUUCUUCCUCGCCAAAACCUCCUCCUUAGUCCGCCCUCCUUCGCGUUCUGAUCUUGACCACGCGCUCCACAAGAGAAUCAGCAACGCCCUGGAGGAAGAGACAGAGGCAGAAGAAACCCUUUCAGAUAAACAUAUAAACUUGGGAGAUGAAGAGGCGAUUAAUCCUUAUGAAGGAGAACAUGUGGAUGGUGAAUUAGAUGAGAUUGAGCUCCGAGGUUGCUGCCUUUUCGAAGAUGUGGAUGGUCGAGAUCAAGAGGUUUGUAAUGGAGGGGAAGAAGUUGAUGAAAUAGAGAAGCUGAGUGACGAUGAAUUGAACCAAAAAUUUGAAGAUUUCAUUAGGAGGAUGAAGGAGGAGUUUCUAAUUAAUGAUUAUCAACGAAAACAACUAGUCUUGGUUAACUAA
Molecule: messenger RNA, 444 nt
Organism: Salvia hispanica
Lineage: Eukaryota; Viridiplantae; Streptophyta; Magnoliopsida; Lamiales; Lamiaceae
Source: RefSeq, a predicted model, not a curated record